This is a messenger RNA of Mucor velutinosus, 1176 nucleotides long. RefSeq lists its product as uncharacterized. The coding region runs from base 1 to 1176 and encodes 391 amino acids. Gene Ontology annotation, biological process: negative regulation of transcription by RNA polymerase II; positive regulation of transcription by RNA polymerase II. Gene Ontology annotation, molecular function: RNA polymerase II cis-regulatory region sequence-specific DNA binding; zinc ion binding; DNA-binding transcription factor activity, RNA polymerase II-specific. NCBI's taxonomy places the organism in Eukaryota, Fungi, Mucoromycota, Mucoromycetes, Mucorales, Mucoraceae. The transcript has a single exon. The record is from RefSeq and is a predicted model, not a curated record.
AUGACUGAAUCAAACGACUAUUUGCUCUUAUCUUCUUCUGACAUCUUUGGAAAAGAUCACCUUUUGUCAAAUUUCUUGCAAGAUCAUAAUCAACAGCAAAUUUCACCUGUCAUUGAGACCAACUUCCCCUCUCCAGCUUCAUCAAAUGAUUCACUUGACAGCCCUGAAUUAUUGUCCAACAACCAUCUCUCAAUUGAUCCCACUGUAUUGCAAAACCUCCCCAUCUCUGUGCUUCAGUCACUUGCUGCCAUGUACCAACAAAACGACUCGAACAACAACCUGGAAAGCUUUGAUCAAUUUGUUCAAUUUGAAGAUGAUGGCAAGAAUAGUUCUAAUGUCAAUGAUGCUGCUGUAGUUGCUCCCGCUCUUACACCUUCCACUAUUUCCGCAACAACUACUACCCCAAACAAGCCCAAAGCUCAUAGACCUCCUCGUCAGCUAGAGUGCCAUAACUGCCAUGUCACCAAGACUCCGCUCUGGCGUCGCACUCCUGAUAGAGCUCACUCUCUUUGUAAUGCCUGCGGUUUAUAUUACAAGCAAUAUGGUACCCAUCGUCCUCUCCAUGUGCGCCAAAAGCAGCAAACCUCCAAACAGGCCUCUCCUACCACUGCCACUGCCUCCAUUGUGGCAUCUCCCAUUAACUCACCUACCACUAAUGUCUCCCCUGUUGCUGUUUCUGCCUCUGCCGCUGCUGAAGUCGCUGCCAAUUUGCUUCGUCCUAUUCUCAGCCAUCAUUCUAACCAGCAACAACAACAGCAAUGCAACGGCUGCCACCAGACCAAUGUAGCUCUCUGGAGAAAGAGUGAAAGCAGUGAAGCCCUUUGCAAUGCCUGUAACUUUAUCCAAGAUGGCGUUGUUGCUGCAUCUCCCACUAAUAACAAGCGUCCUCGUGAUAGCUCUAUUAGCCAAGAUGAUUUAGAAGACCAACGUCCAAACAAGAUUGCUCAUACCGCUAAUGAGACACCGGCUUUAUUCCCUGCUACUCCUGCUGCUGCUAUGCCACCUACUCCUCCCACUUCUGUUGCUGUGCAAUCCAAAGAAUGGGCAGAGAUUGAUGAUACACGUUUCAAGACGUUGCUUGGCCGUAUGAAUACUCAACAAAUGCAUGGUUUCUUGGGUAUGCUUGAGCGUCGUUGCGCCAUUUUGCGUUCCAUCUUGGUCCCUCAACAGGAGUAG